UAAACCUUGGGUGCCAAACAAAUCACUUUUUAUUUCAAAGAAGAUGAUCCCUUGUACCGCCGGCGCUGGGGUUUUAUUAGCUGACAGAAACCCUUAAUGACUAGUCCUGUAACUUCAACUAUAAUUUCUUCGUUCAUAGUUCAACCCAAAAAUCUGUAAAUUUAGAACUAAUUUCUUAUUCGAAAUUCAACUCACUUCCAACACCAGGCCAUCUUCUACCAAAGACGCCGCCAAGCCGUUUCCAACCGCAACCACCGGAUAGACUCUUUUGGUAGAUAAAUAAAACGUUAUUUUGAAGAAUGAUAGCGGCAGUAUCAUGGGUGCCGAAGGGGGCAUCAAAGGCCGUGCCUGAAGAAGCUCAACUUCCUUCGAAGGAAGAAAUUGAGGAGAUGAUAAAAAGCGGUUCUUUGGAAGAGGAAAGUGAAUAUGGUCAUAGUGAAGAUGAUGAUGAAGAUAUGGGUAGUGAGGAUGUCGAGCAGAUUGAUGAAGUCUCACAAGCUUUAGCUGUAGCAGAUGCACUUGGAAAAAGUUCCAAAAGCAAGAGUUCAGGAACCAAAUUGGAUGAUAUAGCUGAUGGCUUGAAGGAACUUGACAUGGACCGUUAUGAUGAUGAGGAUGAAGGAGUUGAGCUUUUCAGCAAGGGGAUUGGAGACCUUUACUACCCAAGCAAUCAAAUGGAUCCAUAUCUUAAGGAUAAAGAUGAUGAGGACUCUGAAGACCUUGAGGAUCUGGUCAUUAAUGCAAAUGAUGCAGUUAUAGUUUGUGCACGCAAUGAGGAUGACGUCAGUCAUCUUGAGGUCUAUGUAUACGAGGAAGCAAAUGAUGGUGAAGUGAACUUGUAUGUUCACCAUCAUGUCAUCAUUCCAGCAUUUCCACUUUGCAUGGCUUGGCUUGAUUGCCCUCUUAACGGAGGAGAAAAAGGAAAUUUUAUGGCUGUUGGCUCUAUGGAACCUUCCAUUGAGAUAUGGGACCUUGACAUUAUCGAAGAAGUACAACCAUGUCUCAGUCUUGGUGGCAUUAAUGAGGAUAAGAAGAUGAAGAAUAAGAAGAAUAAGAAAGGAAAAAAGUCAUCCAUUGAAUACAAAGAAGGCAGUCAUACUGAUUCAGUAUUAGGUCUUGCUUGGAACAAAGAGUUCAGGAAUAUCCUAGCUAGUGCGAGCGCUGACAAAACUGUUAAGAUUUGGGAUGUGGUUGAAGGAAAAUGUACUUUUACCCUGGAGCAUCAUACAGAUAAGGUUCAGGCUAUUGCAUGGAAUCAUUAUGCACCCCAAGUUCUUCUUAGUGGAUCUUUUGAUCAUUCAGUUGUCAUGAAAGAUGCAAGGAUAUCUACACAUUCUGGUUUCAAGUGGACAGUUACAUCUGAUGUAGAAAGCUUGGCAUGGGAUCCACACACUGAGCAUUCAUUUGUGGUUAGCCUUGAAGAUGGUACAGUGAAAGGUUUUGAUAUUCGGACCACCAAAUCAGAUCAGUUUUCAGACUCACAACCAAGCUUUACUCUGCAUGCUCAUGACAAGGCAGUUUGUAGCAUCUCCUAUAAUCCAUUAGUACCCAAUCUUCUUGCAACUGGAUCUACAGAUAAGAUGGUAAAACUAUGGGAUUUGUCGAACAACAAACCGUCAUGUGUUGCAUCCAGGAAUCCUAAAGCAGGAGCUAUUUUUUCCAUUUCUUUUUCAGAGGAUAGUCCAUUUUUUCUGGCAAUUGGAGGGUCCAAAGGAAAUUUGGAGGUUUGGGAUACUUUAUCCGAUGCUGCAGUGUCGCAUAGAUUUAGCAGUUACAGCAAGCGUGGCAAAGUUUGAGACAUGAUCAAGUAGAAGCUGUUUGUUUGGUGAGAUGGAGUGCUUGUCCUUUUAAGAUUCGAAGUUUUGCGAUUUUUCUAUAAGUUUAUCACGUCGUGGACAAGAAUAUAAUGAAAGAGGGAGGAAAGGUUAAGUAGAUUUGACCCAAAAAAAAGAAAGGUUUUGUUCCUGGUGUAAAAUAAUUUUGUACUUGUGUUCCUAAUGGGCAUAAGCGUAGCGUUCUUGUUUUCUUGUUGAUUUUAUUUUUCUGGUGUUAAAUAAAAUGACUUUUUUAUCAACA
This is a messenger RNA of Mangifera indica (mango), 2076 nucleotides long. Its product is annotated as periodic tryptophan protein 1 homolog. Gene Ontology annotation, biological process: rRNA processing. The transcript has 17 exons. Gene Ontology annotation, molecular function: protein binding. The record is from RefSeq and is a predicted model, not a curated record. The coding region runs from base 300 to 1796 and encodes 498 amino acids. Gene Ontology annotation, cellular component: nucleus. NCBI's taxonomy places the organism in Eukaryota, Viridiplantae, Streptophyta, Magnoliopsida, Sapindales, Anacardiaceae.